Molecule: messenger RNA, 1899 nt
Organism: Alternaria novae-zelandiae
Lineage: Eukaryota; Fungi; Ascomycota; Dothideomycetes; Pleosporales; Pleosporaceae
Exons: 3
Coding region: 1-1899 (632 amino acids)
Biological process (GO): transmembrane transport
Molecular function (GO): transmembrane transporter activity
Source: RefSeq, a predicted model, not a curated record
AUGACAGAACACCGCCUACCGGUCAAGCAGCUGGCCAUUCUCUCACUAUGCCGGUUUGCCGAGCCCAUCGCCCUCACGUCUGUCUUCCCCUACGUACCGGAGCUCAUGGAGUCCUUUGGCAUCCCCAAGAAUGAUAUCGCGCGCUGGGCUGGUAUCUCGUCCUCGGCCUUCUCGCUAUGUCAGGGCUUCACUGGCCUCCUCUGGGGCGCUGCAUCCGAUCGCUAUGGGAGGAAACCGAUUAUACUUUUUGGCCUUACCAACACCAUGUGGUCGAUGUUGCUAUGGGGCUUCUCGCUCAAUCUGCCCAUGGCUUUAGCCGCACGCGCUAUCGGAGGACUAUCGAACGGGUACGUGGGCAUACUGCGCACUACGGUGGCCGAACUAUGCCCAUGGAAAGAACUACAACCGAGAGCGUUCAGUGUCAUGCCUUUGGUCUGGACAGUUGGUGCCACGUUUGGACCUACACUCGGUGGAGCCUUGGCCAAUCCUCUCCGCGUAGAUCCUCGCAAGCCUAAAGGCACCGCUUUCCUGGAGAGGUUUCCGUACUGCUUGCCUAACAUUGUGGCCGCCGCAUUAUUCACUUUCGGCAUUUCAGUAGGCUGGCUGUUCCUACAGGAGACCCUGGAAAGCAAGAAGCACGCUCCAGAUCUAGGCCUGAGAACUGGGGCUCGGUUGACAGCAUUUGUUCGCAAAAUACUACACCUUCCAACCAAGAAGCAGACCAGCGGUUCAGAGUACGAGCCUCUACUUGGUCAGCAUAAAGUGAUCGACAGCGAAACGAGGUCGCAACAUGAUGCUGCUCAUGAAAUCAUCCCAGAAAAGGCACCAAGGUAUCGGGAUGUAUUGACAUAUCAGACAUCGCUUAAUCUGAUUGUGUACACGCUACUCGCUAUGUACCUUCAGGCAUAUGAUCAGCUGCUUCCAGUGUUCAUGCAUCACCCUGUACAACUCGCAGACGACCCUACGGUAUCGCUUCCUCUGAAAUUUGCAGGAGGCUUCGGAAUUGAAUCCCGUCGCAUCGGCAUCAUUUUCACCGUGUUCGCCAUCUCAUGCACUGUGUGUCAAUUCCUGCUGUUCCCACCCAUUGCGCGCUACCUCGGUGUUGUUCGCUGUCUUCGGAUCGCCUUUCUCAUCUUCCCAUUUGUGUUCUUCGUCACACCGUUUCUGUCGCUUAUCCCAGAUCCAGUCAUGAGGGAAGUCGCUAUGGUAAUGCUCUUAAUGGUCAGAGGCCUGGCUGGCACAUUCUCAUUCACCACCAGUACAAUCAUGCUCACGAACAGUGCGCUUAGCCUACGUGUCCUAGGCACCGUCAACGGCCUGGCUACUAGUUUUAGCUCUUUUGGCAGGGCACUAGGUCCUACCUUGGGGGGCGGGUUGUUUACUUGGGGUGUCAAGCGCGGCUAUGUCAUUGUGCCUUUCUGGACAAUGUCUGCCAUUGCGCUUGCUGCCUCUGUACCAACUUUCUGGCUAGUCGAGGGUAAAGGGUUUGGAGGCGACGAAGAGAUCAACGACCAGGAGAACACCAUCGAGACAGAAGAAGAAGUGGUUGGAAACGACGCAAGUGUACCUCCAACAGCCUGGCAGCAAGAUGAAGCAGCGUUUUCAGAGUCGGAAUUCGGCGACUUUGGUGACCCACCAAAUAUCUUGAGUCUUACAACUACGCGAUCGAGCGUGGCCAUGGCCUCCGAUGAUGAAGACAACGCUUCGGUGUCUGUGGGUCAAGGGCAGUCGGUGAAUCCUUUGGAGGCGGCAAGAAGUCAUUCGCAGACCAGAAGACGAAAGAUUGUAAGGAGGACGUCAUCGAUACCGAUUGGUAUGGGUAAGGGAUUCAGGCGAUAUAGCUCUAACCUAGGCAGCACGGGUAUCGGCGGAGGCGGUGCUAGCUGGGGAGGCGCAUAA